AGAACACACUGUGCAGAAAGAAGCCGCGGAUUUGAUUUGACGCCGCUAGCAAGCUAACGCGGACUGUGUUGUGCACUGUUUGAUACUAUAAGUGACACAGUCUCUGAGAAUGACAUUAUUUGAUAACCAGGAUAAAACUACAAGAAAUAAGAAUGAAUCUUGACAGACUUCGGAAGCGAGUCCGGCAGUACAUUGAUCAGCAACAGUAUCAAAGUGCUCUGUUUUGGGCCGACAAGAUCGCAUCCCUUUCUCACGAGGACCCCCAGGAUAUUUACUGGCUAGCUCAGUGCCUUUUCUUGACCUCACAGUACCACAGAGCCUCACAUGCCCUCCGCUCACGAAAACUUGACAAGUUGUAUGGAGCGUGUCAGUAUCUUGCUGCUAGGUGCCAUUAUGCUGCCAAAGAGUUCCAGCAGGCCUUGGAUAUCCUGGACGCAGAAGAGCUGGCGAGUAAGAAGCUGCUGGACAGAAGCGUGAAAGAGGACAACACGACAUCAGAGUCGAACAAGGACUGGGACAUGUCUCCUGCCUCUGUCAGCAGCUCCAUCUGCCUCCUGCGGGGUAAGAUCUAUGAUGCCAUGGACAACAGACCACUGGCCACCUCCAGCUACAAAGAGGCCUUGAAACUGGACGUCUACUGCUUUGAAGCGUUUGACCUUUUAACGUCCCACCACAUGUUGACGGCGCAGGAAGAGAAAGACUUCCUUGACUCACUUCCUCUGAGUCAACAGUGCACUGAGGAGGAGGAGGAGCUGUUACACUUCCUGUUUGAGAAUAAGUUAAAGAAGUAUAACAAGCCCAGCGAUGUGGUGGUGCCUGAGAUGGUCAACGGUCUUAAGGACAACUUGGAUGUAGUGGUGUCUCUUGCUGAGAGGCAUUAUUAUAACUGCGAUUUCAAGAUGUGCUACAAACUCACAUCAACGGUGAUGGUGAAAGAUCCCUUCCAUGCCAACUGUUUGCCAGUCCACAUAGGAACCCUUGUGGAGCUCGGGAAAGCAAAUGAGUUAUUUUACCUCUCGCACAAACUUGUAGACCUGUAUCCUAACAACCCGGUAUCCUGGUUUGCUGUCGGCUGCUACUAUCUGAUGGUUGGCCAUAAAAACGAACAUGCUCGGAGAUACCUCAGCAAAGCCACCACGCUGGAGAGGACGUACGGACCAGCCUGGAUUGCUUAUGGACAUUCAUUUGCGGUGGAGAGUGAGCACGACCAAGCCAUGGCUGCUUACUUCACAGCUGCACAGCUGAUGAAAGGGUGUCACUUACCCAUGCUCUACAUCGGACUGGAGUACGGUCUGACCAACAACUCCAAGUUAGCAGAACGUUUCUUCAGCCAGGCUCUGAGCAUCGCUCCAGAGGAUCCGUUUGUCAUUCACGAGGUGGCCGUGGUGGCCUUUCAGAAUGGAGACUGGAAGACGGCGGAGAGGCUGUUUCUGGAUGCCAUGGAGAAGAUCAAAGCCAUAGGGAACGAGGUCACUGUGGACAAAUGGGAGCCUCUGUUAAACAACUUGGGUCACGUGUGUCGGAAAUUGAAGAAGUACGACCAGGCUCUGGAGUACCACCGUCAGGCCCUGGUGUUGAUCCCUCAGCAUGCCUCCACCUACGCUGCCAUAGGAUAUGUGCACAGCCUCAUGGGUGACUUUGAGAGCGCUAUAGACUACUUUCACACGGCACUUGGACUAAAAAGGGAUGACACUUUCUCUGUGACAAUGCUCGGCCACUGUAUCGAGAUGUACAUCGGUGACACAGAUGCCUAUAUUGGCACAGACAUCAACGACAAAGUGCGAGGUAGCUUGAACACUCCCGCUCUGAUGAAGAUGCUGAACACCACAGAGAACAGUGAGCUUCUGGCCACCCCGAGACUAGAAGACACCAGCAUCACGUCGAUGGAAACGCCGCUCUCUAAUCAGGACAAGAUGAUGCUGGAGACGCCCCUGCGGCUCUCUUUAACCCUGGAGUGUGACAUGUACGAGAGCGACGUCAUGUUAGACACCUUGUCCGACACCAGCACGUGAUGUCGUCUUGUGUGGAGGUGGGACUGUCGGCAACAUGUCGUCAUAGGCACACACAUCAGAACCCAAUGAAUCGAACCAAAACUCUGGCACCUGUCCUCCACCAAAGGUUUUCCUGUGGAUUCCCCCUCUUGUGCAUUAGAUCGUAUUGCUUCCGUCAGAGUGUAAACAUAGAACACAUCGUUUUUGAAUACUUCUGAACCUGAGGAAAUGUGUGAGUGAUUUUAGCAAGAACGCACUUUAAAAGGGGAAUUAACAUGUGCCUUGGUUUAGGUGUUGAGCACUUGGUUUAGUUUUGAACCUUGGGUUAAUCCUGAAGACGCUGGAGACAUGUGGUCCUCUGACGCCUGAUUGAACAGAGCAAAGAACACAGCCAGACACCUCGCAUCACAGAAAAGACUAGUCACUUAUUAUUGCUGCCUGUGGCAGGACCCUCCGUGUUGUUUAACCUGUGGAUUUACACCUCGAAUAAAGAGCCAGCUCAGUACAAGCAGUUUUGGUGAAAAAAAAAAACACUUCUUGGUAAUUGAUACAAUAAACCAUGCAUUUAUCUUAAGAUGUGA
This is a messenger RNA of Notolabrus celidotus (New Zealand spotty), 2572 nucleotides long. It is a transcript of the gene cdc16, whose product is annotated as cell division cycle 16 homolog (S. cerevisiae). Gene Ontology annotation, biological process: cell division. The transcript is spliced from 18 exons. The record is from RefSeq and is a predicted model, not a curated record. Lineage: Eukaryota; Metazoa; Chordata; Actinopteri; Labriformes; Labridae. Gene Ontology annotation, molecular function: protein binding. Bases 153 to 2012 code for a protein of 619 amino acids.